Messenger RNA from Racocetra persica, 126 nucleotides. NCBI's taxonomy places the organism in Eukaryota, Fungi, Glomeromycota, Glomeromycetes, Diversisporales, Gigasporaceae. The record is from the annotation of a GenBank genome assembly.
UUGGUUCCAACUACUACUACUUCCUUUUUAGCCGAAAAACGCAUCGCUAAAAAACAAUUAAAACGAGAAUUAGAAGGAGUAAAUGAUUUAUUUGCUUUGGCUAUCCAAACCAUUCACCGCUUAUGA